Cryptomeria japonica (Japanese cedar) is the source of this 1945-nucleotide messenger RNA. RefSeq names its product mediator of RNA polymerase II transcription subunit 19a. The coding region runs from base 929 to 1621 and encodes 230 amino acids. Gene Ontology annotation, biological process: positive regulation of transcription by RNA polymerase II. Lineage: Eukaryota; Viridiplantae; Streptophyta; Pinopsida; Cupressales; Cupressaceae. The record is from RefSeq and is a predicted model, not a curated record. The transcript has 6 exons. Gene Ontology annotation, cellular component: mediator complex. Gene Ontology annotation, molecular function: transcription factor binding; transcription coregulator activity.
UUAUUCCAUACGCUCAAUCAAAACCCGGCCGCACAAGUACAACGAAAACUCAUUAUUUCUUCUUCCUCUGCUGUUUAUUAUAUUCAGAGUCUACCCAACAAGGUCUUCUUGUUUGGGUGUUCUAUUGCGGCUCGAUCUGUCUACAGUGCUAUGCGUCAAAUCCUUCACAAAUCGGCUUAACGUAGUUAAAAAAAACCUCAUACUCGGGAAAAUCACAGGAAAGCAAUUUGUGGGUAUGUUUUUUUUUAGGGUUUUGAAAUUCAGAAAUGCCCCGGUUUUGACUUGAAAUGGUGCCCCGAAAUGUAAUGCAAUCAGCCUGAAAAAUACCUGGAAAAUGUGGUUUUGAAUAUUUGAAUUGGGAGCGCGGAAUUAUAGUUGCGCUCUAUUUUGCUGUUAUGUUCUAUUUUCUGGCUGUGCAGCAGUGAGUGUUGAGUUAGGUUUUUUGCAGAGGGAGUUUUUGUGGCCCCAGUGAAGGGAAACUAGGGUUUCUGAUGGAGUGUAGAUUCAGAUUUCGGUAAUUCAAAAGCGGACAUAAAUCCAAGAGCAACUUCGAACAUUUUUGGAAGGCAUUUCCAAGGUUCCAACUGCGGCGUCGUUGAUUUGAUGGCGUUGGAGGUUUUUGGCUCUUAUCUCUAAUUUUUUGUUGUCAAGAUCGAAAAGAAAGCUUUGUUUCACGGAAAAUGAACUGGACAGUGCGUUAAAGAGUUGCAGUUUUUAUGCUAGGGUUUUGGUUUCGUGGGCAGUUUUUCUUCAUUUAGGUAAGACAGGGAAGAAUACAGGGAAAUGAUUGGAGCGUUGCAGAACAGGUGAUUGGAAUAGGGCGUUUAGGGUUUUGUGAACGUAUAAAUGACAAAAAAGGAGAGCCCACUGAGGUUUUGUGAAGCUCUGCUAAUUUGCUAUUGAAGUUUUAUUUUUUCUGAAUUUAUCGAUGGCUGCCUCCGGUAAUAGAUCAGAGGAGGCGGAAUCCAUGUUUCGGCUUAUUUCUGCGGCCCCAAGGCCAAGGGAAUUGACAGGUGCUAUAGAUUUGAUAAAUCAGUUUGGAUUAAGGGCACACCAUGAGUAUUUCUGCAAGAAGCCCUUACCAGCAUCAAUUGCUGAAACUCCAUAUCUAAAUAAUGUGGUUGGUGAGACUGAAAUCAGAAAAGGGGAAGGCAUGGAAUUAGAACAACUUAUUCAGGAGCCUCCAGUCAUGGAUAUUGGUUUUCGUAUCCAUCCUUUUGAUUUAGAAACACUAAGGCAAGCUUUGGAGUUAAGAGAAAACGGAUCCAUACAGUUGUCGGAGGCAGACAGAGGGCUACUGACAAUUAGCGGCAAGGUCAAAAGUGAGCACAGGGAUAAGGAAAAGAAGCAUAAGAAGCACAAGGACAAGGAAAAGGACAAAGAUAGAGAGCACAAGAAGCACACACACCGGCAUAAGGAUAAGGAUAAAGAAAAAGACAAGGACAAAAAGAAGGACAAAAGUGGCAGUCAUGAAAAUGGAGAUGAUAAGUCAAAAAAGCAUCACAAAAAGAAAAGAAAACAUGAUGGCAACGAAGAGGAAGGUGAUUCUCACAAGCAUAAGAAAAGAAAGCAUAAAAACUCUAAGGGGGAAGAUGCAGGCCUUACAAAAAAUGGGAAUUGAUUAGUAAAUGUAAAAAUCUUUGAGUAUGUGUCAAUAGUUUGAUGGAGGAUUAGACAUUAUCAACACUUUGAACAAGAGCCUUCUAGGUUCUCCAGCAAAAUGAGAAAAAGGAAUUCGGCACAUGGUAGCUUCUUCAGGAGACCAGACUUGCUCGGACACUUGUAUUUUAAAGGAAGGAAGCCAAAUCCAGUCAUGCUUUUUAUUAACUGUUUACCCUUGUCAAGUUCCAAGCCAAUUUUUCUGUUGACAUUGGGAAAACGUUAUUCUUUUUAACCCACAAUUAAUCUAAAAUUUAUAAUGCCAUAUGAUCAUCUGGUUUCACUU